CAACGAAGAGUAGCCCCCGAUCACCGCAAGUAGAGAAAGCCCACGCACAGCAAUGAAGACCCAAUGCAGCAAAUAAAUAAACACACCAACUACAUGGGAGCAGGAAACCAUACGGGAGCAUCACAAUUCCUCCUCCUGGGCCUCUCAGAUGAUCCUGAACUGCAGCCCCUACUUUUUGGCGUGUUACUGUCCAUGUACCUGGUCACCGUGCUUGAGAACAUUCUCAUCAUCCUGGCCAUCAGCUCUGACUCCCACCUCCACACCCCCAUGUACUUCUUCCUCGCCAACCUGUCCUUUGUAGACAUCUGUUUUGUCUCCACCACUGUCCCAAAGACUCUAGUGAACAUCCAGGCACAGAGCAAGGACAUCUCAUACAUAGGAUGCCUCACUCAGGUGUACUUUUUUAUGAUUUUUGCUGUAAUGGAUGGUUUUCUCCUAACUGUGAUGGCCUAUGACCGGUUUGUGGCCAUCUGCCACCCCCUGCACUACACGGUCAUCAUGAACCCUCGCCUCUGUUGCCUCCUGGUUCUGAUGUGUUGGUUCAUCAUCUUCUGGGUUGCCCUUCUUCAUAUCCUUCUCUUGAGGCAGCUGACCUUCUGCAUUGUCACUGAAAUUCCACAUUUCUUCUGUGAACUGGCUCAGAUCCUCAAGGUGGCCUGCUCUGACACCCUCAUCAAUAACAUCUUCAUGUUUGUGGCAUCUGCACUGCUGGGUGUGUUUCCCCUCACUGGAAUCAUCUUCUCUUACUCUCGAAUUGUCUCCUCUUUAAUGAGAAUCUCCUCUGCCAUGGGAAAAUAUAAAGCAUUUUCCACCUGUGGGUCUCAUCUCUGUGUUGUCUCUUUGUACUAUGGGACAAGCCUUGGGGUCUAUCUCAGUUCUGAUACGACUCUUUCUUCCCAGAGAAGCUCCAUUGCUUCUAUAAUGUACACCGUGGUGACCCCCAUGUUGAACCCCUUCAUCUACAGCCUGAGGAACAAGGAUGUGAAGGGAGCCCUGGCAAGCCUCCUCAGCCGAGGUGCCCCUUGUCUGUGA
This is a messenger RNA of Hippopotamus amphibius kiboko, 1032 nucleotides long. RefSeq names its product olfactory receptor 7D4-like. NCBI's taxonomy places the organism in Eukaryota, Metazoa, Chordata, Mammalia, Artiodactyla, Hippopotamidae. The transcript has 2 exons. Bases 64 to 1032 code for a protein of 322 amino acids. Gene Ontology annotation, cellular component: membrane. The record is from RefSeq and is a predicted model, not a curated record. Gene Ontology annotation, biological process: G protein-coupled receptor signaling pathway. Gene Ontology annotation, molecular function: G protein-coupled receptor activity; olfactory receptor activity.